UGUGGGGGCUUUCUCUCUGAAGAACGUAAUGCCGGAUACACAAUGUGCUCGAUCAAGUUAAUCUUUCCGUCGCAAGAAGCGAAAGUAUAAAAAACCCAGAAAUCAAAGGUAAGAGAACCUACCCAGUUUGAAGCUUUGCCCAAUUUUUCUGAUAAUUUUGGGUUGGAAUGAAGCUAUUUAUGCAUCUAAGCAUGUUCCCUGCUGAGGCAAGUUACUGCUAAGUCUUCGUUACUUGUUUUAAAUCCGUUUUAUUAUGUAGAGAUGUGAGAGAUCAGAAACUCCAGAGUUAGAAAACCAACAAAAAAUAGAUUGUCACUCUGUCAGAUAUACUUUUGAUGUCCUCAAUUUACCUCCUUCGUGCAAAAAUAAAGAAACCCACCAACCCAAAUAGAUUUUAAUUGAUUCUCUCCAACUUGUCAUGAUAGUUCGUCAAAUCCUUAGAAGUAUUACUUGUAUCUCCAGGAUGAAUUUGCAAUUUCAUUGCUCAUGGGUUUCUCCUGUUGUUUCUGAGAAUUCAUUGAACUUUGGGAGAGUUCGAUUUCUUUGCGGUAGUAGACCUACUCACUGCCCCUGGGUUUCUUCUGUUGAUUCUCUAAACUUGGUGAACUUGCAGAAAAUUCGAUUUUUCUGCAAUAGUAGGCCUGUCAAUGCUGGAAAAAUCUCUUUUCCUGAUCCGUCCUGUUCAACAAUUGUAAACCGUAUUUCUCGAGUUGCACGAACUGAAGCUCAGGAUGCGCUAUUUGAUUAUCUACACUGUACUAGAAACUUGCACUUCACUGAUGCAGAGCACAUUAGCAAGAAUUCACCGGCAUUCCUUCAGAAUCUGCUCUCCAAGGUUGAGAGUGAGCAGGAGGUCUCUCGGUCACUAUCCAGGUUCCUUCGCUAUAAUCCCAUUAAUGAAUUUGAACCAUUCUUUGAGAGCUUGGGUUUAUCGCCAUCUGAGCUUCCCUCCCUUCUUCCGCGUAACCUGAUUUUUCUUAGUGAUGAUGAUAUCAUGCUGGAGAAUUAUCAUGUUCUGUGUAAUUAUGGUAUUCCUCGUACUAAGAUUGGUAAGAUUUACAAGGAGGCAAGGGAAAUUUUUGCAUAUGACUAUGGGAUUUUGGCUUCAAAACUCCAAGCUUAUGAAGAACUUGGUCUUAGUAAGGCAACUGUCAUCAAGUUGGUCAUCUGUUGCCCAUCACUUUUGAUCGGUAAUGUCAAUAAGGAAUUUGCUCAAAUUCUUGAAAAGUUGAAGCAUUUAGGCAUUGAACAAGAUUGGAUCAGAAGCUACUUGUUGGACAACAGCAUAUAUAAUUGGAAGAGAAUGCUUAACAUGAUAUGUUUUCUUGAAGAAAUGGGUUGUUGUGAAAAGGACAUGGGAAGAUUGUUCAAAAUGCAUCCUGGGUUCUUGCUCGAAGAUUCAGGGAAAAAGAUUUAUAUGCUGGUUGCUUUGUUACUCAAACUAGGUCUCAAGAUGAGUGAGGUUCUUGUUUUAUUUCUACAAUAUCCACAAAUUCUUGGUGGAAAUUUUGCUAAAAAUCUGUGGGGAGCUGUGCAUUUCAUGGCAGAGAUUGGGAUGGAAACUCAAGAUAUUGCAAAAAUUGUAUCCAUGCAGACCCUACUUCUGGGUUCAUGUUCUCUCAAGAAACCGAGUACCAUUUUGAAGAAAUUAGACAUGAGUAAAGAUAGGCUGUGUGAGAUUAUAAAGGAUGAUCCACGUAAGUUGAGUAGUUUGGCUUCAAAAUCAAAACUAAGCAGCAAUGAGCAUGCAGCUUCCAUGGGCAGACUGCAUAAAUUAGCAGCUGAGGAUAGAAAGAUCCUGCUUGAGAAGACAUCAUUCUUGUUGAGAUUGGGGUACGUCGAGAACUCAGAUGAGAUGAUGAAGGCUCUGAAAAAGUUCCGUGGUAAAGGGGAUCAGCUGCAGGAGAGGUUUGAUUGCUUGUUAAAUGCCGGAUUGGACUACCAUGUUGUCUCUAACAUGGUCAAAGUAGCUCCAGCAGUGCUAAACCAAACUAAGGAUGUAAUUGAGAAGAAGAUCGAUUAUCUAGUAAAUCAUCUUGGCUACCCUCUCAAAUCUGUAGUGGCAUUUCCAUCUUAUUUAUGUUAUGAUAUAGAAAGGAUAAAUCUUAGGUUUUCUAUGUAUUUAUGGCUUAGAAGGAAAGGUGCAGCAAAGCGCAGAGUGGCCUUGAGUACAAUACUUGCAUGCUCAGAUGCACGAUUUGUAAGAUAUUUUGUAAAUCUCCACCCAGAAGGUUCAGCUGAAUGGGAAAGGUUACAGAAAUCUAUAUCUUCAAUCUAAAAUUAGAUGUCCACUGUUAAUGAACUGAUUAUAUGAGCCUAUAUUCUUAAUUUUGAUAUUCUUGAAAAUGUUGUGGAUAUGAAUUGCCAUCUUAUUAUUUUUUUCUGUUGCUUGCAGUCAAAUAACACUAGAUUCAUGAUAGGUUGGUAAUUGCAAUAUUGGAACUUUGAGAUGUUCUAUUGACAAUCCAUAUCAGUUGCUUACCUUGAAACAGUAUGUCAACCUGCAACCUAUGUACAUCAACAUAUUUGCGAAGAAUGUAGCAUGCCAGACAUUCAUCACUUCAUGAUAGGUUGAUAAUUGCAAUAUUGGAACUCUGAGAUGCUCUAUUGACAAUCCAUAUCAGUUACUUACCUUGAAACAGUAUGUCAACCUGCAACCUAUGUACAUCAAUGUAUUUGCGAAGAAUGUAGCAUGCCAGGUAUUCAUCACUUCAUGUUAGGCUUUGGAGGAUGGGUUUGCAGGAAGAUUGUUAGGGCAGGCGAUGCAUCAUAAUGAGAUAGGUUUGCAGGCUUCCAUUAGUUGUUAGAUCACUGCAGCAAGGCAUGCAUAAAUGGAUUAGGUCCAUAGCAUUUUGAUUUGUUGGUCUUAGUGACUUCUCUGUCUGACAAGGUGCUUUGCUUUGCAGAUGAAAAAUUACUUGCUGAGAUCUUUACACCAAAGUUUAUCAUCAUGAGGAUGAAGUUCUGGUUUAACCAGAAAAAUGUGUUUAAUUUCCAAGCUAAAGUAGGUAAUCUAACAAAGUUUUGUUUUGGUGCUUUGAAUACUUGAAGAAUAAUAUAUAUUGAGGAACUGGAGGGCAGUGGCAGAUUCUUCCACUGUUAAGGCUGUCACAAUUCAUCAUUGGAGCCCACCGGACAGGGGCUUUAUUAAAUUAAAUUUCGAUGGUAGUAGCAUAGGGAAUCCAGGUCCCUCUGGCAUUGGAGGUGUAUUUAGAGAUGAAAGGGGCAAAAUUAUUGCACUAUAUUCUGGGCUGGCAGGGGAAGGAGUCUCGUUGAGGGCAGAAGUCAUGGCUGUAAUGGAAGGCAUACAAAGGGUGAAAACUCUGCACAUCAACAAACUAAGUGUGGAGGGAGACUCAAAAUUGGUGAUCAACUGGCUACAGGCUGAGAGAGUGAAAAUGUGGAUGUACAAUAAUGAAAGGAAGAAAUUCAGAUGGUUAACUAGAGACAUGGAAGUAAGGACAGGGUGGGUCAAGUGGAGUGCAAAUGCCAUAGCUGAUUCAUUAGCUAAGCAAGGGGUGAUGAGAGAUUCAUUGUUUUGGGCACAAUUGUAAGGGAUUUGGGGGUUUUGUGGGGAGAGAUAAGAGUCUUUUAUCUCUCAUGAACUUAAACUGUUUUAACAGUCUGUACUUACCACUUUCUUCUCAGAAUAAUAAAAUUGAUGUUAUUGAUCAAUAUAUAUAUUCCUUAUUUUUUCACCAAAAAAAAUAUUCCUUAUUUCCUAUACUUGAGGACAAUGAUCGCUGAAGAAACAAAGAAACAAAGAAUGACGGUCUGGCAUAACUGUGGAACUGUGCAUUUUGCUCCUUUUGGUGAUUGGUGUAAAUUCAUCAGGUCAUGCCAAUGCACUUUUUCAUACUUCAGGCUUGGCUCUAGCCUCACCUCAAACUCUUUUAUGAGCACUUCGUGCCACUCUUAGACCAUUAGAUUAGGCUUUGGUCUUCGAGUGCAAGAUCAAGCUGAACUCAAACAACCAUUAUAUUCAAGUUGACAGUAGCAAGAGAUUCUGAUUAUCUAAAAGGUAUCUUUCGUAAUGAUUUUAAUUGAACAAUUGAAGCCUCCAUUGAUAGUGUAUGGGUUGAGAUAACAGGGUUCUAAAUUGUUAUGGGCUUGUGUAUACCUUGUACAGAUCGUGGCUAUCGAAGACAAAUGAUUUCCAGAUCGUGGCUGUUGAAGACAAAUGAUUUCCAGAAGGUGAGUAGUAGUUGUAACAUAAUGUCUUACCUUGUAAUUUUUGUAAGUCAUUCUCUAACUGGAAUGUUGGUCCUCUUGUUUUAAAUUUAGCAAUGCCAAUAUAUUUAUCGAACACUUGGCUUAAUUUUCAUGUCAAACACUAGAAAAAAAUUAAGAAGAUGAUUUAUUUUCCUAUUGAA
This is a messenger RNA of Nelumbo nucifera (sacred lotus), 4373 nucleotides long. RefSeq names its product transcription termination factor MTEF18, mitochondrial-like. Lineage: Eukaryota; Viridiplantae; Streptophyta; Magnoliopsida; Proteales; Nelumbonaceae. The record is from RefSeq and is a predicted model, not a curated record. Gene Ontology annotation, biological process: regulation of DNA-templated transcription. Gene Ontology annotation, molecular function: double-stranded DNA binding.